Molecule: messenger RNA, 3016 nt
Organism: Ruditapes philippinarum (Manila clam)
Lineage: Eukaryota; Metazoa; Mollusca; Bivalvia; Venerida; Veneridae
Product: tRNA (guanine(37)-N1)-methyltransferase-like
Exons: 4
Coding region: 35-1756 (573 amino acids)
Biological process (GO): tRNA N1-guanine methylation; mitochondrial tRNA methylation
Cellular component (GO): mitochondrial matrix; cytoplasm
Source: RefSeq, a predicted model, not a curated record
GGUCAUACGUGAAUCUUAGGGAACCAGAUGCUAGAUGUAUAAUUAUAACUUGCAUGUGUUUACAACUUUUAAUGGGAUUUCAUGCCUUUUCUCCUUUAUUCCUUCACACUCAAAUAUACCGUCUUAUCAGAUGUUAAAAAGGGUAUCAUAUAAACUAAGACAGAAAAUAUGCAGAGCUGUCAUCGUUCCAAUAGAAAGAAAUCCGCGAACAAAUGACAAUAUACAGACGCACAAACGUAAAACAAACUUUAAAGAUUUUUUGACCAGACACACUCAUGUUAUUUCGUAUGAAUUAUUUCAUUUUAAAGAUUACUGUUUAAGUUUUAAACCAUCGUAUAGUGUAAAGAUGAAUUCUGUUGAAAUGCAGCAGUUCAAACCACCAGCAAGUGUGAAAGGCAUGGUCAAGUUAGAUAGAUCAAAAUUUGAUGAUAUGUUGAAGGUUCCUACCAUCAUUAUUCCUGUAAAAAAAUUGCAAAUGAUGCUAAAGAAAUUGAGAAAGUAUGGUUUGAAAUUAAAGCACCUGUCGCCAGUGCUGGCACUUGAGCAGACGCAUCCAGAUUUUGACAGCCACAAAAGAUUCCUUUUUGAUCCAAGAAAAUUUGAAACACAUGAUGAAUUAACAGAAAUGGUGCAAAGUAUAUUAGGUAGUGAAAAUGCUCAAACUAGCAGUAUUGAAUUUUAUGAGUUAAAGGUUUCAUAUGAAAAUUGGAAUUUUCAAGAAGUUAUGCAGGCUAUAAUACCAGAUGAUAUUGAAAGUAUCUCUGGCUUUGCAGAAGUUGGUCAUAUUGCACAUUUUAACCUAAGAGAUGAAAUGCUACCUUACAAACAUAUCAUAGGUGAAGUACUACUUGACAAAAUACCUGCAGUAAAAACAGUUGUAAAUAAGCUUAGCUCAAUAGACAACACAUAUCGCACAUUUCAGAUGGAAUUACUGGCAGGAGAAGAUAACUAUGUUACAAGAACAAAGGAAAAUUCUUAUGUUUUUGAAUUAGACUUUUCUAAAGUGUAUUGGAACACAAGACUUGGUACAGAACAUCACAGGAUGACAAAUUCCCUAUCCUGUGGUGACAUAGUGUUUGACGUGUUUGCUGGAAUAGGACCAUUUGCUAUACCUGCUGCAAAAAGAAGAGCUACAGUAUAUGCUAAUGAUUUAAACCCAUACUCGUAUGAAAAUUUACUUAAAAACAUAAAGCUAAAUAAAUGUGACACAAGUCUCAUAACCUGCAGUAAUCUAGAUGGUAGGGAAUUUAUAAAUACUGUCAUGAAAGAUAAGCUGAAACAAAUUUUUACAGAAGGAGUUGAUAAAGAAGGGAUGAAUGUGUCAAAUAUAUCUAGUAUUUCAGUGCUAAUGAAUCUUCCAGCACUAGCAUAUACAUUCCUUGAUGCAUUUAGCGGCAUUCUGAGUGAUGUUGACAAUUUUAACACCAAAGUUCCCUUGCCAAUUAUAAAUUGUUACUGUUUCACAAAUCUUCCUGAGGCUAAUGAUAAAUGGGGUGGAGAUACAGAUGCUGAGUUGAAACAUAGGGUGACUAACAUGGUAGAAGGUUUACAAGAAGAUGAUGUGACUGUAAGGUUUGUACGAGAUGUAGCGCCACAGAAGCUGAUGAUGUGUGUUUCUUUCAAACUUACACAAGAAAUCAUGUGUGGAACAAAAAAAGUGAAAAGUAAUAAUACAGAGGAAACUGAAGUUACCACAGAUGAACCCCCAGCAAAGUGUCAGAAGACCGAAAGCAAUGCAUCAGUUAGUACUGCUUGAGAAAUAUCCGGGGAAUUUAAUGACAGCCGUCAAAACAUGAAGCUACCGUACUGAUGAUAAAAAACAGAAAGCAAUGCAGAAUAGAUUUAAAAUAGACUAGAAUUUAUGAGAAUUCAGAAUCCAUACUUGUUGUUCAUAUUAUAAGACAAUUCCAACAGUCUUUUCCUUUAGUGAAUGAUGUAAAAGUGAAAGCUGUGUUUCCAAAUGCCUGACCUCUUAACUGUCAUACAUGUAUAUACUGACAUUUUUAAGCCUUUGUACCGGGUAUGUUGUUUAUAAUUAUUUCAAAGAUAGUAUGAUUAUGAUAACAUUUAUUUUUAUAAAAAAUUCAAGUUUUGUAUUUUGGUUGUUAAUACUUUAAAGAAUGUGGUAGUAUGUAAAAUGCAGUUUUCACAAUGAAUCUGGGAUCAUGUAUAUGAAUCCAAAGAUGUGGCUCAUUCAAUGCUGUCCAGCAAUGUCUUAUGACCCUUCACUGUUAAAAAACAUGGCAGAAAUGUUCAUAUUGAUAUAUAGGAUAAUUGUUUGUUUUGCAUGUAAAAUUGAAAUAUAUUUCACAGAGUGAACACCAGAUGUAAUAUUUUCACGAUGUGAUAUUUUUACGAGUUGCAUAGCCAGAAGUAAAAAUAUAAGAACUGGUGUUCACAAGUGAAAUAUAAUUUGAUCUUGUAUGCAAAACAAACAAAUUUUCUAUUUAUUUCAUGCUAUUUUAGGUGUUUUAAAUAACUUUUUACUGCGUUUUGCUGCUUAACGACAUGUGCUCUCGUUCAUGACCUCAUCAAAUCAUGUUGUCACAUGUCACUUUGGUGUUGAAAAAUAUUUCUGUAAAUUUUACAAACUUUGUUACAUUUUAAAAUGAUAUGUGCAGAUAUUCAUGUACUUGUCGUAAUCAAGCAUAUUUAACUCACUAUGGAGUAUAUUUCUGAUGAUAUUUCUGCUUUAUUAAAAUAUAUUCUUUUCACUCUCAUUUAGAUAUAGUCCGACUACUGUGAAAAUUAUAUUUUAUAAUUUCACUGUGAAAUUAUAGAAUAUAAUGUCACUGUCCACAGAAAAGCAUGUAAUAAAUGGAAAUGAUAAGUUGAUAACAUUUCAUUUUAUUGGCAACAGUCAAAUACCACGAGUGCUAUGGCUAUGAAAACAUGUAUUUAUGUUUGACAAUUUAUGUUUAAACCAGUUUUUUUAGAUUUUAAUAGAACUAGAAAUAAAUAUAUUUAUCUAUUAAUGAUUGAAUGCAUUAUGCAUGAUAAAUGCUAUCACAAUCCA